CGGCUCUGUGCCCCGGAAGCGGAAGCGCGUUCUCCCGGCUGUCAAAGUUGGCCUGCGGCUUGGUGGUCGCGGAGUCUGGUGAAGGGUUUCUUACCGCGUUUCCUCCGGUUGCUGAGCUCUUCCCCCGCGGCGGGUGGGAGCGGGGCGGACGCGCGGCAUGAGCACCAUGUUUGCGGACACGCUGCUUAUCGUUUUCAUCUCCGUGUGCACUGCGCUGCUCGCCGAGGGCAUAACCUGGGUCCUGGUUUACAGAACAGACAAAUACAAGAGACUGAAGGCAGAAGUGGAAAAACAGAGUAAAAAAUUGGAAAAGAAGAAGGAAACUAUAACAGAGUCAGCUGGUCGACAACAGAAAAAGAAAAUAGAGAGACAAGAAGAGAAGCUAAAGAAUAACAAUAGGGAUCUGUCAAUGGUACGAAUGAAAUCCAUGUUUGCGAUUGGCUUUUGUUUUACUGCUCUAAUGGGAAUGUUUAAUUCUAUAUUUGACGGUAGAGUGGUGGCAAAGCUCCCUUUCACUCCCCUUUCUUACAUCCAAGGACUGUCUCAUCGAAACCUGCUGGGAGAUGACACCACAGAUUGUUCCUUCAUUUUCCUGUAUAUUCUCUGUACUAUGUCAAUUCGACAGAACAUUCAGAAGAUUCUUGGCCUUGCCCCUUCACGAGCUGCCACCAAGCAGGCUGGUGGAUUUCUUGGUCCCCCACCCCCUUCUGGGAAGUUCUCUUGAACAGCAGCAGAAUUCUUUAUUUCCUGUCUUUUUUUUUAGGUAUUCAAGGCAAACUGGCAAGGCACCUGGUCACGUUCUGGUUUUGAGUUAUUUCUCAGUUUUUUGGAUAUAAUUAGAAUAAGAAUGGCACUCAACUAAUAAGACACUGCUUUUGAUCACAGAUUACUUUUUAAAAUAAGUGGAUUCAUUUGUUAAGUUCAGGUGAUUUCUGUGUAACCACAAACAAAUACCGUCAUUCUUACUUCACUUAAAUAUUUUCUGUGGGACUUAUGAGCAGGACUCUGUGCACCAAGCACUACAGAAGUGGUCUCCUGCGGCUGGGAGAAAGACAAGUUUGUGUAGGUAUAAAUUUAAUCAAAUUAUUUGUUGUGUUUUUUUAAAGCCAGUAUGUCACUUAUGAUCAAUAAACAGCCAAAUAUUUAGCUAUUUCAUCUACCAGAGAUCUGUUUAAUUUUGUUCUGCAUGUUUUUAAAAACAUGCUUUUAGUGAUCUGAAUAUUAGAUUAAAAA
Molecule: messenger RNA, 1233 nt
Organism: Nannospalax galili (Upper Galilee mountains blind mole rat)
Lineage: Eukaryota; Metazoa; Chordata; Mammalia; Rodentia; Spalacidae
Gene: Tmco1
Product: transmembrane and coiled-coil domains 1
Exons: 7
Coding region: 158-724 (188 amino acids)
Biological process (GO): endoplasmic reticulum calcium ion homeostasis
Cellular component (GO): cytoplasm; endoplasmic reticulum membrane; endoplasmic reticulum
Molecular function (GO): calcium channel activity
Source: RefSeq, a predicted model, not a curated record